Messenger RNA from Emiliania huxleyi CCMP1516, 1704 nucleotides. RefSeq lists its product as hypothetical. The record is from RefSeq and is a predicted model, not a curated record. Gene Ontology annotation, biological process: lipid biosynthetic process. The transcript has 5 exons. NCBI's taxonomy places the organism in Eukaryota, Haptophyta, Isochrysidales, Noelaerhabdaceae. The annotation marks the transcript as partial.
CGCCUGUACUCCUGGCUGCGGCAGGACGGCAGCGAGGAGGCGGCCCUCUCGUACGGCGAGCUGCGGGAACGGGCCUGCGCGCUCGCUGUCUGUCUGAGGCUGCGGUGGGACGUCCCAGAGCGCGGCCGCGUGAUGCUUGUCUACCCGCCUGGUCUCGAGUUCCUGGUGGCCUUCUUUGGUGCUCAGUACGCCGCCGUCAUAGCUGUCCCCUACUACCCUCCCGUGCUUCCGACGUCGCCUGCCCCGAGCGCCAGUGCGCGCCGCCGCCUCGCCGACGGCCUCGCCAAGCUGGCGCGGAUCGCCGGCGCGGCUGCUCCCCUCGUCUGCAGAGAGGAGGCGUGCCGCUGGCCGGAGGAGUGGAGGUGGCACGCGAGCGACGACUCGCUGGCGCCCCCCUCGGGCGAGGAGGAGGCGUGGCUGCACGCCGCGGUUGCCGGCCGGACGAGGCCCGCGGAGUCCGAAAUCGCCUUCCUGCAGUUCACUUCGGGGAGCACAGGCAACCCAAAGGGCGUGAUGGUCGGCACGCGCAACCUCGUCGCCAACGUGCGCCUGAUAAUACAGGCCAACGUGCGCGCAGUGCCGGCGGGAGAGCUCGCCAUCGUCUCGUGGCUGCCGCAGUACCACGACAUGGGCCUCAUCGGAGGCUGCCUCUCCGCCGCCCUCUCCGGGUGGAGGGCCGAGCUCUUGUCGCCCUUCGCCUUCCUGCAGCGGCCGCUCCUCUGGCUCCUCGCCAUCUCGCGCCUCUCCGACUCGCACCACGUCGUCAGCCCGGCGCCCAACUUCGGGUACGCGCUCUGCGUCCGCCGCGACGCCGAGCUGCCGCGCCUCGACCUCUCCCGCUGGCGGAUAGCGAUGAACGGGGCGGAGCCGAUCCGCGCGGCGACGCUGCGCGAGUUCGAGGCCAAGUUCGGCCGCGCAGGCUUCGACCCGGCCUCGUGGGCUUGCGUCUUUGGCCUUGCGGAGAACGUGCUCUACGUCGCUGGCUGCGCCGAGCCCGCCCACCUCCUCCGCCUCGACCGCGCUCGCCUCGCCGUCGGGGACGUGCCGCUCCCGCGCGCGUCGCCGGCCGGCGCCUCCCAGGCGCUCGAGGCGUGCGGCCACGCGCUGCUGCCCGAGCGCGAGAGCGGGCAGGCCGUCCGCAUCGUCGGAGACGCGCGGGAGGCGCUGCCGGACGGCACGGUCGGCGAGGUGUGGGUGCGGGGUCCAUCGGUGGCGCGCGGGUACUGGCAGCUGGAGGAGCUGUCGCGGGAGACGUUCUGCGCCACACUCGCGGGCAGCAGCGAGGGGCAGAGCGGCGAGAGCGGCUGCGGCGCAGACUCGUACCUGCGGACGGGCGACCUCGGCCUGCUCUGGGAGGGGCGGCUCUACAUCGUCGGCCGGAUCAAGGACGUGCUCACCAUCAAGGGGCGGACGCUGCACGCGCACGACAUCGAGGUGUGCGCCGAGCGCGGCAGCGACGCGCUGCGGCUCGGCUGCUGCGCCGCCUUCCCCGUCCUCGGCGACGAUGGCGACGAGGCGCUCGUCCUGAUGGCGGAGCUGCGCGAGGAGGCGGCGCGGGCGUGCGCCGCCGUCGCGGCGCAGGUGGCGAGUGCGGUGGGCGAGGGCGAGGGGGUGAGGCCGACGGUCGUCGUGCUGCUCGCGCCGCGCUCGAUCCUCAAGACAACCUCGGGCAAGCUGCGGCGGCGCGAGCUGCGCCUCGCGUAC